Messenger RNA from Vollenhovia emeryi, 1699 nucleotides. RefSeq names its product rhythmically expressed gene 2 protein-like. The record is from RefSeq and is a predicted model, not a curated record. The transcript has 2 exons. Lineage: Eukaryota; Metazoa; Arthropoda; Insecta; Hymenoptera; Formicidae. Bases 203 to 964 code for a protein of 253 amino acids.
UGACGACGGGCCGCCUCGUCGGUGACGUCGAAAACCGACGUUCCGAUAUGUCGGAUUUUCCCCCGUCGUUCGCCAGAUGUCGACACCGUCGUCCGGUCUCCACGCGUGUACAUUUUUUCGCUGUCGCGAAAUGUUCUUCACCCUUCUGUCGAGUGCGUCCGAUUGUUUGAUUCCUUGUUAAACAUUAUCGAGACUCAGGGACAUGACCAGUCGUGUGCGGCCCCGUCUCGUGACCUUCGACGUGACCGGUACGUUGCUGAUGACCAAGCUUGAGCAUUACGUCGAGAUCGGCUCUCAGCACGGUCUGCUGGUCGAGCCGGGAAAAUUGGCGCGAAGCUUCAAAAGCAACUUCGUGCAGCUCAGUAAGGAGCACCCGAUAUACGGCAAGCAUACCGGGUUGGGAUGGAAGAACUGGUGGAGAACGAUCGUACACAACGUGUUUAGAGAACAGCACGCCUCCGUAUCGACGGAAACGCUGGACAAAGUCGCUGACAACCUGAUAAACUGCUAUGGCACCAGCAAAUGCUGGUACAAGUAUCCCGGUACCAAUGAUCUACUCGACUCCUUGCAGAAGGAAAAUGUUAUUUUGGGAGUUAUUUCGAAUUUUGAUCAACGGUUGGAAUCAAUUCUCGAAGACUUUCAAAUUCGUCAGUACUUUGCCUUUGUUCUUACCUCAUAUGACUUUGGAACGGAGAAGCCAAGUUUGCCGAUAUUCGAAGAGGCAUUAAGAUUGGUGAAAUCUCUACGGAAGGUGGAGAUAUUACCUGAAGAAGCGACGCACAUCGGUGAUAGAGUGGAUAACGAUUAUUUUGGAGCAAAAAGUGCUGGUUGGAAUGCUUUAUUAAUAAAGCAUGGGAGUGAGAUUGGUGAGAGCAAAGUGCCAAGGGAAGAUAUUUUUAAAAGUUUGGAAGAACUUCAAAAACAUUUUGAUAAAGUGCUUAGAACGAAUUAUAUAACACAAUGAGAAUUAGUCAUCUGUUUUAUUUUAUAUUCAUAUUUUAUUUUUUUAAAUGUUUUCCUGUAUUUAUGUAUAUGUAUACAUUUGUGCAAGUUGAAUCUGUGUAUUGUAUACAUAUAUGCAUGUAAUACUUAAUUGUUUGUGCUCCAUUUAUAUUUGCAAUGAGAAACAUUUUAAGUAUUCUCCAAAAUUGCCAAACAUCAGGAGUGUAUAUUUCCACAAGAAUCUAAAUGGAAUUUGAUCAAGUAAUUGUUAGAAUUUUAUACUUGAGGAUUUGUAUAGCGAAAAUAAAAACUUGUUAAGUAUCAAGAGAAUCUAACGAAACAGGAAGUGGCAGGAAUAAAAAGAAGAAACUUAACAAUUGCAAUUUAAGGGGAAAUUAUUCUCUGUUCGUACAUUAAGCAAAACUAUGAUUGCUAUAUUUAUGCCGAUGUAUGUAGACGUACACGUGUAGUCACGAUCCGCAAAUAUUUAAAUGCGUAUAUAAAUCUGCGUGUACAUACACAAUCAGAUGCAGAUUUGCGUGUGUAGAGGCAUUUGGGGUCUACUCUGUGCACCUGCGUUAACGACGGAAGUGAAAAUACGCGCGAUAACUGUGAGGGACAUAGCGUUUACAAAGAAUUUUUUGAAAACUUCCUUCUAAUCAACCUUUAAUUGUGAUUAAUGCUAACAACUGGCUUCCUAUAUUUAUAAUAAUGUGUAUUAUUUAUUAUACGUUUGUGCAAUAAAAUGCAAUGUAUC